This is a messenger RNA of Exophiala oligosperma, 4667 nucleotides long. RefSeq lists its product as uncharacterized. The transcript has a single exon. The coding region runs from base 240 to 4556 and encodes 1438 amino acids. The record is from RefSeq and is a predicted model, not a curated record. NCBI's taxonomy places the organism in Eukaryota, Fungi, Ascomycota, Eurotiomycetes, Chaetothyriales, Herpotrichiellaceae. Gene Ontology annotation, biological process: transmembrane transport. Gene Ontology annotation, molecular function: ATP binding; ATP hydrolysis activity; ABC-type peptide transporter activity. Gene Ontology annotation, cellular component: fungal-type vacuole; membrane.
CUCUUGCUUUCUCUCCUCAAACACAGUCGAAGCGUUCCAUAAGACUCUUCGCAGUCAGCACUGGUCCAUCAAAGGGAACGGCGUCCCAGACGGACAGAUCGAAGACUGCACGUAUGCAAACCUGACAAGUCUCUGCCUGACCGUCACUGGCGGAACGUCUGGGCUGUCGACUCAUGCCUGCUUAUUGGUAGCGGACUUGUGCGCAUGUGGGCAUCUGGAGUGUUGGUUCUCGCGCCAAUAUGAGGCUGCCUUGGCCACGUCCCUUUAUCCAGGAGCCUGUUGAUACAGUCGACAUAGACUCGAAGCGAUCGAGAGUUCCUUGGUGGGCAAUAUGCCUCUUCUCAUUGUCGGCCGUUGGCUUUGCUCUACAACUGCUCGUGGCCAUUGAAUCAUCAUGGUCUCGACCGAUCACCGCUCUCUGGGGUGUCACAGGAUUGUGCAUCGCCAUUCGGCUCCCCAGAACAGGUUCAAUACCUCUUCUAACAAGCUAUGCUUGUAUCGCAGCAGCUGACUUGGCUGUCGCUGCGUCCAGCUUUGAAUACCAGAGACUCGGGAAUGAUGCAAUAUUCACACUCUCGGCCACGGCGCUCGCGUUGAUUGCACUGGCCGUUGUGAUUCUCAUGCCUUUGCGCGACCCAAUUAUGGACCGGAGCCAAAUCAGCAAGCCCUUCACCGCUCCUACGAGUAAUCUUCGCUCACCAGAGGAUAACAUGAGCUUGUUUCAAUGGAUGACGGUCUCGUGGAUGGCACCCUUGAUGAAGAUUGGCAACAAGCGGCAGCUCCACGACGAAGAUGUCUGGGCAUUACCUUACGAGUUUCAACAUCGACAUCUCCACGAUACUUUCCGUGACCUUCGCGGCACAGUCGUUAGGCGCCUUUUGGUAGCCAACUGGAUUGACCUGAUGCUUCUCUUCCUCUUAGCCAUCCUAGAACUGGUAACGAACUAUUCUGCACCCGUCAUCCUCCAGAGCCUGCUGAAAGCCAUGGAAGGAGUGCAGGCCAAGAAGCAACCGGCGGUCACAUCAGCACUAUUGAUAUUGGUCGUCAGGUUUGUCGCCGCGCAGAGUGCGGUCUUUAGCCUAUGGUUUCAAAGACGAUGUUAUGAACGUUCUCGAGGUGAAAUGAUUACGAUGCUUUACGAGAAGACCCUUCACAGAAAAAUCCUUGGAGGACUACCACAAGACAAGGAGAAGACUAUGGAGCACGCUGCUCAAGGCGAAACUGACCACUCGUGCAAUGAUUCCGUAGAUGCCGUUCCAGAGACUGAGUCGUUGUUGGACGGUCAUACCAAACGCGUGCCGGGGAUUAUGCAACGUGUGCGAAACACCAUGUCCAGAUUUCUGCCAUUUUUAACCUUUGCACGGACAUCGAAAGUCGAGAAGAAACCUCCUGCAUCGAUGGGUAAGAUACUCAAUCUUAUGCGAAACGAUGUUUACGAGGUUGCUCAGCGCUUUUGGGAGUUCCAGAACAUCAUUAACAAGCCAUUGGGACUUGUUCUCUCCAUCGUUCUUAUCUGGCGUAUGCUGGGAUGGUCAUGCAUGGUUGGCGUUGGGGUGGUGCUUUUGGCACAGGUCUUCAACUACAUCCUGGCUCGGAUUCUGAUGAGUUGGGAAAGAGAACGUCGAAAAGCAACAGAUGCCAAGUUACAAGAGAUAUCUCAAUAUGUUGAGGCUAUCAGACAUUUGAGAUGGUACGGCUGGCAUUUUACCUGGCUCGACGGCGUAAUGUCAGCUAGGCAAAAAGAACUCAACCUGAGGAUCGUCACUUAUCUGUGGAACUCCGCCAUCCGGUUUCUCAAUUCCCUUACCAGUGGUUUGGUUCCCGUCGCUACAUUUUAUGCGUACACGGUUUUCGCCGGCAAACAGCUACGAGUCGACGUCGCAUUUCCUGCUCUACAGCUUUUCGCACUCUUACAAACGAAUAUUCGGGAACUUCCCGCGUUGAUCACCACUCUGCUGAACGCUUCAGUCGCUGUUGGUCGUAUAGAAGAUUUUAUUGCGGAACCGGAUAAAGUCGAGACAACCGACAGUCGCCAUGACUCGAACAGUCUCGAGUUAAAGAAUGCCUCAUUUUCUUGGCCUGGUCUAUCGAGUGUGACAUUACACAACAUCACAGUUUCUUUUCCUCAAGGCCUAAGUGUCGUCUAUGGGCCUGUUGCAGCUGGAAAGACAGCUCUUCUUCAAGCCUUGCUUGGGGAGCUUGACCUGCGUGAAGGCGAGCUUUGCCGCCCCGAUGCGCCCAUAGGAUACUGCUCACAGACACCAUGGCUACAAAGCAUGAGCAUCAGAGAGAACAUACUUUUUAACACGCAGUUUGAGGAAGGACGAUACAAGAAAACACUCGAGGUUUGUGCUCUGCUUCCAGAUCUCGCGAACUUCAAGCAUGGAGACCUCUCAAACAUCGGUGAGAACGGUAUUGGACUUUCUGGUGGACAGAAGUCUCGUGUCGCGCUUGCACGAGCCGUCUAUAGCCGUGCGGAGAUCCUUCUCCUAGACGAUCCACUAAGCUCUCUUGACCAGCAAACAGCUGAAUGGAUUGUCACAAAAUGUCUCUGUGGCACACUGAUGGAAGGACGAACAGUAAUUCUGGCUACGCACCGCACGGACCUCUGCCACCAUCUGGCCGCUCAGCUGAUUGAGAUCUCAAAUGGCACUGCCAUUCUGCAUCGAAACGAUGAGGAUCUGACAGAUUCGGCCUCUGCAACGAUCGUCGAAAACACUCAUACGACAACCGAUGAUGAUACUGGAAAAGAUCUUGAGGAUUCAGCUGCUAUUCCAGAUAAGUUUGUGGAAGACGAACACAGAGCACAUGGAGGUGUUCAGUUUGCCGUGUACUGGCAGUACAUCAAAGCCGGCACUCUCAAAUGGUGGUUCAUCGUCGUCUUGACCGCCGCCUUGUGUCGCCUUGUCUACAUCAGUGAGAGCUGGUUCCUGAAAGAGUGGGGUGAAGCAUACGAUCGGAUGAAGGCUCAUAUCUUCACGUUCCAGAGAUUUGACUCUGAUGUUCAUGUUCUCGAGAGUCCAAUCAGCGGUCUUUUCAGCAGAUUUCCUAAUCCCUCCUACAACGUGAAGCCCUGGCUCCUAGGAUUUCUUGUCAUCGUGAUCUGUGACACGGUGGCAUUGAUUCUCGCUCAAGUCUCCAUACUCGUUGUUACAUACAUCGCAGCGCGUCGCAUGUUCAAAGACAUCAUGUACCGCAUCAGCAAUACCACUUUUCACUUCUAUGAUGUGACGCCAGUGGGCAGGCUCAUGAAUCGCCUUACAUCAGACAUGGGAACGGUUGACGGCAACAUUGCAGAUCAAUUUAUGGUCGUGAUAUGGUAUAGCAUAGCUUGGAUUGCUUCCAUGAUCGUGAUCGCAAGUGUAACGCCCCUUUUCCUGGCGUUUGCACUUGCCCUCACGCUAGCUUUUGUGGUCAUAUUUCUGCAGUUUCUGCCCACUUCGCAAAGCCUGCGUCGUCUUGAGAUGGUCUCACUGACACCUCUGAUGUCUAACUUUGGGGCAUUGCUCAACGGUCUGAUGACUGUUCGAGCAUUCUGUGCCCAGCCUCAAUUCCAAGAACGAAACAUCCAGGUCACCGAUGCCUUUCAGAAGAUGGACCAUUUUUAUUGGAGUCUGCAAGCUUGGCUCAUGUAUCGCUUCGAUACCUUGUCGGCCGUGUCAACUUUCAUACUGACCUUAUUGGCCAUAUUUUCCAACUUGUCCGCUGGUCUUACGGCCUUUGUCCUUGUCGCAGCCCAGAAGUUUGUUCAGUCAACACACGCGAUAUGCAAACAGUACGGACAGCUUCAACUCAACUUCGUCUCUGUGGAGCGAGUUGUGGAGCUCAUGCACAUCGAGCAAGAGCCUCCAGGAUCUUUGGAACCCCCUGCGGCCUGGCCGACGUACGGCAGCGAUAUUGUGUUCGAAAAUGUCACCUUGAGGUACCAGCCGCACCUGGAGCCAGCGCUUUCCGAUGUUUCCAUACGACUUCGAGGCGGAACGACGAAUGCCAUCACAGGAAGGACUGGUUCCGGCAAAUCCACCCUGGCGUUAGCGCUGCUUGCUACCAUCACGCCCGACUCCGGCCGCAUCUUGAUCGAUGGUGUCGAUAUCUCAAAGGUCAGCAAGCAAGCCUUGAGAACAAGAGUCACAUUUUUGGCACAAGACCCCGUGUUGUUCCCUGGAUCGCUACGCCACAACCUAGAUCCUCUGGAGGAGCACUCAGACUAUGCGUGUGAGGCUGUAGUCUCCAGGGUCUGCGGAAAGUAUGGAUGGACAUUGGAUACGCAGAUCGACAAUGGCGGUCGAAAUCUUAGCCAAGGCCAGAGGCAGCUUGUUGGACUCGCUCGAGCCAUACUGCGACGGAGUGCCAUCAUAAUCAUGGACGAGGCAACAGCUAGCAUUGACAUUGAAACCUCUGCUGAAAUCCAACGUGUACUGAGGGAAGAGUUACAAGAAAGCACCAUCAUCACUAUUGCUCACCGUGCCGCAGCGGUGGAAAACGCCGACUACUGCGUUACACUAGCUGCUGGACGUGUUCUGAAACAGGGUAGACCUGAAGAGAUUGGAUUUUAGUGUCGGUUCUUUGGCGUCCAAGGCGUGAAAGCAGGUUUUGUAUCAUCGAGAUAAAGGAUAACUAAAAGAUUGCGUUUCCAACCCUCCAAGCGAAGAAGAAGCAGUGCCUGG